GCCGCACAGUAAUGAUGGUGAGGAAUGUUCAGAGAGGCAAGAAGCGCUAAACACCAGAGACACACACACACACACAACCCUUCUAGAGCGCAAAGGGCGAGUAUCCGGGGAAACAGCCGAGGUGCCAGUCGCGGCGGACGUGUUAGUGGAGAUCAGAAUAUUUUGAGUUCAGUUGCACAGGCUACACCAAAAUGGCUGUUGUGCUCGCAUUGCUGAGGUACACGCUUGCUUGUAUCUCGCGUCUAUAGAACUCCUCGCUGGAAGGCUCCGUGUGUAGACAUGGCGGAGGCUCCGGAUGGUGCCGGACCUGUCCGGGAUAGGAAGUCCUGUACCCGGGAGCAAAGUGUGAGAGGAGCCAUUACCGCCGCCGAGUACACCCGCCGCUUGCAGGAAUGGCUGUGGCAGUGUUACUGCGGGUCCCUGUGCUGGCAGAGCAGCUGCGCCACUGCGGCGGCAUGGGUCAUGAUGAACUCGGCCCCGGGGAGCCAUGGGGACACCGGCAGGACCUGCAGCGGAGGGACAGGAGCGAGAGGGGCAGCCCCCGCCAUGGGCAACACCACUAAUCAGAUAACAACCGGCACCACAUCCACUGCAGCAGGUCGUGAAUAUAUUAUUCCAACUUUAGCGCAAAGAUUCAGAGCAGAAAUGGUGGAUUUCUUCAUUCUUUUUUUCAUUAAAGCAGCUGUUAUUUUAAGCAUCAUGCAUUUUAGUGGAAUAAAAGACAUUUCAAAAUUUGCAAUGCAUUACAUAAUUGAAGAAGUGGAUGAAGACACUUCUAUGGAAGACUUGCAGAAAAUGAUGGUGGUAGCUCUCAUAUACAGGCUAUUAGUUUGCUUUUAUGAGAUUAUUUGCAUUUGGGGUGCUGGUGGAGCAACCCCAGGAAAGUUCCUUCUUGGUCUCCGAGUGGUCACGUGUGACAGUUCUGUGUUGAUUGCUCCAAACAGAGUCUUAGUUAUUCCAUCCACAAAUGUUAAUAUGACUUCAUCAACGAUACGGGCUGUGAUCAAGAACUUCUCCAUAGCUUUCUUCUUCCCUGCUUUUAUCACGUUAUUGUUCUUCCAACAUAACCGAACGGCUUAUGACAUUGUUGCAGGCACAAUAGUUGUAAGACGGAAUAUGAGAUGAUCCAAUCAAUUUACUGACUAUCGGAACAUUUUGGGGUGCAUUCUUCAUAGCAAAAUAUCUUUCUCAAGGGCUUAUCUUUAUCAGUGCUAACAAGCAAGAGUGUUAUCGAUCAAGUUUAAACACAGUACUCUACAUUACAUGGAGAUACUGUAACAAUUGAAUAAUUUCGAAGUGCAUGGGUACUUUUUUUCUAUGAUCAUUUCAGAUUCAGUAUUUUAUGAAACAUUUGUGAAUUGUGUAAGUUAUAGUUCUGUAGAUACAAAAUUUUG
Messenger RNA from Pelobates fuscus (common spadefoot toad), 1394 nucleotides. It is a transcript of the gene FAM8A1, whose product is annotated as family with sequence similarity 8 member A1. The coding region runs from base 280 to 1125 and encodes 281 amino acids. NCBI's taxonomy places the organism in Eukaryota, Metazoa, Chordata, Amphibia, Anura, Pelobatidae. The transcript has 5 exons. The record is from RefSeq and is a predicted model, not a curated record.